AUCUUAUAUUUAGACCUAAUCAAACCUGGAAAAAAUUAAGGAGGUGAUUUGUCUUUUCUUGUUCAUCAUGAAAUCAUAAAAAUAAAUCCUAAUGUAAAUCUGGAGGUCUGUAGUAUAAAAAGGGACUGAUAGAGACGACUUAAUGGGGCUCUCUGUAUCCACAGGGAGUGUUUAGAAGAAGGGAGUUAAAACAAUCUGUUUUUCAUCUAUUGAGACAGGAACGUCUUUACCCUGGGUCAGAGUUGUUUUAAGGCUUGAAAAAUAAGUAAAGCAUCGUGAGAAGAAGAGAUACUCUGGGUAGCAUUAAGGCUUAUUGAUGUAAAUGUCAAUGGGGGAUGUUUAAGAGGCAGAGGUGCUUAAAUUAAGGUAUUGGUUGCCACACUAACAGAGUGAGACGAAUUAGUCAAUAUGACCCCUGUGCAUCUGUCUUUGAUUUCCCAUUCUCUCAUUUCAAUAUUCUAACCUAAAAAUGACUAAUUAUUUCAGAACAACAGAAUCUUUCCUAUUAUUCCCCUAUGUUUCCCAUUUUUUUCUACUGCCUUCUCUUCCCAUACUGCCCUUCCAUUAAAUUAUUCUUUUUCCUGUAAUUAUUCACCUGAACACUCCCAACCACAGCUGCUCACAAUAAGUGGAACACAAUUUUUUUGCAAAUCUCACCACUCCAUGCAGGCUUAUAAACAACAAAUGUUACAGCUAACAAUGCAAGGCUUUGUUUUGUUUUUUUUCUCCCCCCGUUUGCCUUUUUCCAGCUCUCCGUCCAUGUCUUCCUUGUGUUCUGCUCCUUUCUGCCGCCUCAAAGUCUUUUCAUUUUUGUUCCAUAAUGGAAUGUAUAUACAAGCACAAACUGAUCCCUGGCUUCAACAAGGAUCUCAACUUUCUCCCGACUCUGUCUAAGUCGUGUUCGGAUACUGACUUUUAGCAUUUCAGGGUCCGAGAUGGAAGACAUUCAUGUAGGUGUCAAGGCAUGAAUGUCAUGGUCACGUUUAAGGUCAAGGAAGACAUUUAGAGCCCAGCUGAAUUGCCUCAGUCAUUGUAUCCAAGUGUGACUUCACUGUUUGUCCAUGCGAAUGCUCAGCUGCCUUUGGGCUUCUUCUUUUUCUCACAAAUCGAAUGCAAGCCAUUUAAACAAAUAAUAGGGUUUUUCUUGCUAUCUAGUUUAUUGUUCAAAUAAAGCAUCUUUCCCUACCAUCCCCUCACCUCGACUACAAGCUGCUGUGUUUUCGCUGAAUCACUUCCAGCAUGUAAACACAGGAAAUGACACGAAUGCCAACAUCUGCACCGCUUUUUGCUGCCCUGAUUUGUGUGUCCGUGCAUGUCUGUGUCUUUGAGUGAGUGCAUGAGUUUGUGAGCGGGGAAAAAGGGGGGGAGGAAAGUUGAACAAAGAGCAGUGCUGGAAAUCAUAGACCGAUAAGACAGAAAUGGUGCCCUGCAGCCAAGUAGACAGCUAAAUAAAAAUCUGGCAGUCAUUCACUAGUAUAACCACCCAAUGACUUUUUAAAAUUGUAUCUGUUAUGUGUUUAUUGCAUGUAUUUUCUCCAAAGAUAUGCAUGUAAAGGUAUCCACGUCACGAAACUUUCUCUCCUCCUUUUUUUUUUUUCUGGCAUUAUCUGUUCCCUGCAAGCAUUUGCUCCUUGAUUUGUUAUCCCUCUUAAAUAAUAAAUGAAACACACACAUACAUGCAUUUCACUACCUCCUGGGCGUACAUGCAGAUAAUACAGCCCCCAUCUCUCUCUCUCUGUUCCUUCCUCUCUCACACAUUCCCACGAGUGUAAGCGCUUUCAGAAGAACUGGAUGGAGCUGCUCCUCUAUUCGACUCAUUAGAUAAAAAAACAAAAAACAAAAAAAACACAAUUAUCUCGCUUGGACAUGGAUUUUUUAAAACAGAAAUUGUACAUCUGACAAUUUUAGGCGCGUUUAUAGUACUUUAUGUUGUGUUUGGAUGUGCAGUCAAGUUUUGGACCCGAACGCUCCACAAAACGACUUUUACGCAUCAGGCAACCACAGAGGGCUUCACCUAGGCCGCUAUUUUUUGCUGCGGUUGCCAGCAUUAAAAAAGGAAUAAGUAUCACAAUGCGUGCUUUUACGCCUUUAAAUAAUCCGAAUGAGGAAGAAAAGGAUUUCCUUUAAUUAGCGCUUUUCUCCGCCCUCCUCAUCCUCUGCGCGCGUACUGUACUCCACCAGGCGUAAAACCGCGCUGAAAACAGCGAACAGAAAUCGACGUUUCCCAUCACUCAAGUCCCACUGUUGACUGAAGAAAACGGUCGAAAUGACGGUUCAUGAUCUGCCUUAAGGAGCUUGGAUGCUGGUGAGGACUGCUGCUGUUUCCAAAGGCUCCAUGGGAGCGAACUGUCAUCUUAAUUCUCCCCGGCGUGGCAUCAUCUCGCUGGAAGUAGGCUUCAGUGUGGAAGAUGGCUUUUGACUUCUCCCCCAGGAUAUAAAGCGUAAUCCCUCUGCAUGCCUGAUUACACAGUGACAGUAGAAACUCAUCUUUCAGUAAGCAGGUAAAGGAUGACAGCAGCAGCAGGUGUACUGACAGGCUUGGCCAAGCUAAAGCGCCAGGACUCUGCCCGCUCUCAGCAUCGGCCCAUACCACCCACAUCACAAGGCUUGGCUAACUCCACCUCUGAGGCCGCCCACAGAAAGCGGAAGCGACGCACAGACGUUGUGGUGGUGCGUGGAAGGCUUCGACUCUACUCAGCUUCUGGCUUUUUUCUCUUCCUGGGACUUAUCAUCUUGGCCAUAGGGAUCGGUAUGGCGACUCUAGGUUACUGGCCGCACAAUAAAGCCAUACCAACAGGAAGAGGAAAUGAAGUGAAGGUGGAGAAGGAUGUGACCAACGCAAGCCAUGAUGUUCAAGACUCACCUUCAAAGCAAGCGGGCGGUGCUGUGAUGCGGUUUCUAGAACAACAUCUUCACUCUGAGAGGAUGAAGAUGUUCGGGCCCUUUACCAUGGGCAUAGGGAUUUUUAUCUUCAUCUGUGCUAAUGCAAUACUUCAUGAAAACAGAGACAGGGAGACUAAGAUAAUCCAUAUGAGGGACAUGUACUCCACAGUCAUCGACAUCCAUCGCCUCAGGCAGAAGGAACAAAAACAAUACCAUCACCGCAGCAGCCUGUGUGCACGAGAAUUGGGUGAUCUUCGAGCCUUCGGGGCCGACACAGCAGGACGCCUGGCCGGCAACUCCCUCCUUGCCUUCUCCUCUCGGGCUGGAAGUAGAGUUGGGUCUACAGAGGAGGAGGAGGUGCUGCUUGGGGAUCAAGAGUUCCACAGACACGGCCAGCAGGCCAGGUUGGAUUGUAGCUUUGCAGGACUGCUGGCGCCGCUGUAUAAGGAUAGACCCUUUUACGAUGCUGGGCUUAGGUUGGUGCAUUCAGAUUCGAUGCGACACCAGUGGUCGGUGGAUGGAGAAGGGGUGAAGGUUGGACAUCAUGCAGGGUCCAUUGUCUCUUCCUCCAUCUCUGCCUUUACUCUUCCUGUUAUUAAACUCAACAAUUGUGUAAUUGAUGAACCAGAAAUGGAGGCGAUUACUGAAGAGGAGAGAGGCAGUGAGAGGAGAAAAGGAGAGAGGCCAGUGCCUCUGAGCUCCAUGGAGUCCCUGGUGGUCCCUGUAGCAUCUGUUGCCAAGGCCUCCAAGCUGCCAGGCUUGCAACGCAGUAACUCCGCGUCCUCUUCUUCCAGUUCCUCCUUCUCCUCCUGUACCCUCUCCCCUGCUCCCUCCUCUACCUCAGGCUGCUGGCUCUCACCAGGAGCAGAGAGGAGCGACUUUGGCUCCAACUCCUCUCUGCACAUGCUUAACAGCCACAGCUACUCCAAAUCCCUGGACCUAGAGCGAGGAUCCAGCAUGCUCAGCGUGCGCCCUGAGCAGCGCAAACACCCCAGCUGGCCGCGGCUCGACCGCAGCAACAGUAGCCGCAGUCACAGCGGGAACAGAAGCAAAGGAUACACGCGCCUGGAGGACAGGGAGGAGCAGACAGAGCGUUGCUCGGACACGUCGGCGUCCCCGACAGAGAGGCGAGACUACAGCAAGCGAGAAAAGCUGCUAAUGAUUUCCAGGUCGCAUAAUAAUCUGAGCUUUGAACAUGAUGAGCUUAAUAGCAGCACACUGAAGAGAGGAAGCUCUGAAACUCGAUUCUGAAGGUGACGAAGGAACAGUAGACAACAGUGCUCUCCUGUUCUGUAAAUUGUUCUUCACGCUGUCUCAGUGUGCAUCAGAAUAGAUGAUUUUGCGAGAUCAAAUGUGCUUUCAAGACAUGACUCCACAUGCCUACUGUACUACAGAGGUGCUGUUUUACAGCUGACCCGUGCAUGUGAAAGGAGAAGCUCCCUCCAGGGAUCAGUACAACAUCAGAUUACACAAGUCUGCUCUAGUCUGUAACAAACUGGACCAGGCUAGACACUGAUGUUAAAUAAAGAUGGUGCCCCGCAAAUAAAUACAACAAAGAGGCCCUCGUUGCCCUGCUGCCGUGUACUAUUGACCUUUCACCAGGAACUUCCCAGGAUCUACCAGUUCAAAAAUGGCUGCAAAUAACAACAGUUUGGUAUCUGUGGCUGUGGUUCUGCUACAGGCAUUUCAACUAACUGCUAGGUUAGCUGUUACUCAGGAUUAUUCAUCUCUACAAAUGCCCACUUAGAGUGCAGAAAAUCUCUGUUUUAUUAGGAAUGAAUGCAUUAUUGAUUAAGGAAUAUUUUCAGACACAUUUUUGCAAUAAUUCCUGAAAAACAAAACAUCUAUCCAACCAGCUCUUUAACUGACUCAUUGUUUCCCAAACUAAAUGUACAUGAAACAACUCGUUUAAACAAAGUUUACCAACCAUAACUCAAGCGAAACUCUCCUAUUAGGAAAAAUGGUCAUGUUUUUUUAAAUCACCCUUUGAGGCGUAUAUCACUUUUCAACAAUUGGUAAAUAUAUUGGUCCCAUCAAAAGAGGGUGUCUCACAUUUUCUUCUAAUAAAUUGCAAACAGAUUGAGUAUAAAAACUGUUCUUGGAAACUGAAAUUAAACAGUAACACAUCUGUGUACUUCUCAGUAUGCAGGUGCAACUCAAUAAAGAAGAAUCUCCUUGAAAUUGUUUUAUUUCAUUAAUUCAGUUCCAAAAAUGAAAAACAUGUAUUAUACAGAUUGAUUACAAAAGGACAGGUAUGUUUCAAAGUAAUGAAAACCCAAAAAGAAGUUUAUCAGAAAACCAGAAUAUGUAAUAUUCAAAUGUCUAAAUAUUAAGACAAAUAAAGAUCAAUAACACAAUAACAAAUGACAACUAUUGUCUUAAAAUAAAUGUCAUGUUAUGAUUUGUUAUACCCUACACAAUCAUGAGAAACACUAUUUACUUGACAGUUGUCCAGCAGACAGCCUCCACAAGGCCACAACGGAUCACUGCUAAAGAAGCUGUAUCCAAGUAUAUUGAUGAAAAGUUGAGUGGAAGGACAAAGUUUGGUAGAAAAAGGUUCACAAGCAAGACGGACGAUCACAGGCAAAGUCCAUUAAGAGUUUGGAGGAUCUUCACAAUCGGACUGCUAUUGGAGUCAGUGCUUCAAGAGCCAGCACACACAGACGGGUUCACAAAAUGGACUACAGCUGACACGUUCCUUGUGUUAAGCCACUCCUGAACCAGUGACUCACUCUGUGUGUAAUGACUUUAUAUCAUACAGGAAUUUCAGUUUUUCACUGAAUUACUAAAAGAAAUGUAACUUCUUGAUGAUAUUCUAAUUUACUGAGGUGCGCCUGUAUCUUUUCCAAGUUUGGUUUGUCUGCCAGAUCCAUUCAAAGCGAUCAGUCAGAUUAUCUUUGUUGCCACCUCUGUAAAUGUCUUUAUUGUAGCAUUUUCUGCUACGUUUAAAGCAACACAGUUUAAUAGUAAAACUAUUUUACAGUCUAACGUGGGUUGAGAACAUUUUUAAGAUAAAGUAGUUUCUAGCUGUCUGUGAGUCACUGUUCAAAUUUUUUUUUUUCUCAAAAUAAACUUUAUUUUCUCUGACAAGAGUUUUGUUCUAAUGACAUUUUAACCACUUCUGUUUACAUAGGGGCCUGAAAAGCAAAACCACUAGAAGUGCUUUAAAGCCAUCGCCUGGCAUGUCUGGUUUUACAAUGUCACCAUGUGAGGUGGGAGAGGAUCUCAGUGUUAACAUAUUAAAUGCCUAUUUAAACCUUAAAGGGAAUUAAUACUGAAAACUCUCCCUUUACAAACCAUCCCUUUAUUUUGCUUUGAGCUUGAAUUUCCUGCUGAGUCAGAGGGUUCUUGUGUAGUAUCCAUCCAUCCAUUAUAAGGUAUAUAAGAUUUCCCUAUAAGAAUAUUCAUUAACGGUUGUGAGGAGCCAUAGACCUGCCGCCCAGGACCCAAUGGACACAGAGGAGAUCAGAGUUACAGAGCUGAGUGAAGUUGCCCCCCUCUCCCCCAUCUUCUUCAAAUCAAACAAAAAUUAUGUGAAACGUUUGUGCUACAUUUGUGCCGGUUUGUGUGGCAAAAACAUUUUUGAAAAUCGUUUUGAAGAUAUUAUUGAAAGCUUCCAGAACUCACCAAAGGUCAACCAGCCCACCACCACACCUUCUUCAAAUUAAACAAAAGUAGUGUCAAUCAAUUUGACUACAUAUGUCCUGGUUUGUGCAGCAAAUAAUGAAAAUUUGUUUUGUAUUAAACUUCUUUCUUUUUUUUUUUUUGCUGCACAAACCGGCGCAAACAAUUGAGACCAUUUUUGUUUGAUUUUGAAGAAGGUGGGGGGGCCAACUUCACUCAGCUGAGUAACAGACAUCCAAAGGCCCCUCAAAGCCUGGGAGCAGAGACACCAGCCACUGGCAGGGAGUGUGAAUGGGGGAAAUAGACCCCACAUUUGAUGGGGGGCCAGGAGAGGGGGUAGCCACACAGCCAGCCUGACAGAAAAACCCAAUCCCGGAUAAGCAGAAGACGACGAGUACGAGUGAUAAUUCUAAUCUAAAAUGUCGUGUUUUCAUUAGCUGUCAGCGGAUAAUCAUCAUAAUUAACAGAAAUAAAGGCUUGAAAACAUCAGUCUGUGUGUAAUUAGUCUAUAUAAUGGGGUUCACUUAGUGAAGUGAGUUACUGAAAUAGACACAUUUUUCACUAAUAAUUAAUUGAUUGAAUAUGACUGUAUAUUGAUAAAUUAUUAGAUUCUGAAACUGUUCUUGAUAAUGAAAAUUUUCAAGUGAAUAAUUUAAUAGCCUGUUAUAGUCAGAGAAGAUCUGGGAGUAAAAAACUCAAAUCAUGUGAGUCCUUGAAUAAAUAUAAUUGAUUUCUCUGUGGUUACAAUGGGUAAUACAUAUACCCGGAGGUCUAUAUUUUGACGCAUAAACUGGGAAAUGCAAAAACUUUGCUGUUCUUGGGAUUAACUGGACUCCAGUCUGCCUUUUUAUUGGCCUGGAUCCACAAUAUUCUCCUGUUUUUGGCAAAAUAGCAUUGAUCCCCUGGGAAUGCUAAGCAGUUUUCUUAUUUCUCUUUUAGACAUGGGUACAGUUAACUUGUUUGCCAUCUCUGCUGAGGAUCUUGGCUCUGCCUCCUAGUUGCACACACAGAUUUGUUAUUACAUUGCACGGAAAUCCAUCUUGCAUUCAAUUUAUGUUCACUUUACAAUUGAGUUACAGGCAAUGCUUGUUCUUUUUUUUUACAAAUAUACCGUAGCAUAAUAACUCAACACGUUUCAGUCAAUCUGAAAAGGAAAGCACCCACCACAAGGGCCUGCUGAAACCAACUGCAAAAACAAAACAUAAAAGAGAGGAAAACGUUUUAAUAUUGUAUUUCUGUUGUAUUUUUACCACAGCAUGUCACAGGAAUUUCAAUAAACCUUUUAAAAAAGUAUA
Girardinichthys multiradiatus is the source of this 7802-nucleotide messenger RNA. RefSeq names its product transmembrane protein 200A (gene tmem200a). The record is from RefSeq and is a predicted model, not a curated record. The transcript has 5 exons. NCBI's taxonomy places the organism in Eukaryota, Metazoa, Chordata, Actinopteri, Cyprinodontiformes, Goodeidae. The coding region runs from base 2509 to 4134 and encodes 541 amino acids.